This is a messenger RNA of Branchiostoma belcheri (Belcher's lancelet), 756 nucleotides long. RefSeq lists its product as uncharacterized. The coding region runs from base 18 to 425 and encodes 135 amino acids. The record is from RefSeq and is a predicted model, not a curated record. The transcript has 2 exons. NCBI's taxonomy places the organism in Eukaryota, Metazoa, Chordata, Leptocardii, Amphioxiformes, Branchiostomatidae.
UCUCUACAGGGCACACAAUGGCUGUGAGAGUUACGCCAUCGAGCGUUUGCGUCAUCGGGCUGCUGGUCCUGAUGCUGCUGACGUCACACUGCGAUGCCUACAGCUUCCGGGAGAAGAGCUUUCGGAUGUCUCCCUACUACCGACAGUACGGCGGCUCCUUCAGAAGGAUCCGGGCCGACCAGCAGGCAGCUGCGUUCUCCGAGACAGGAAAUGGAAAUAGUGAAGACGCCAUCGAUGGCGGGCUCGACGACGAAGGCGGAAUCUACCUGUCCGACCUGGCAGCCGCUGAAGAGGGCCUCCCCGCGGCGGAGAAGCGAUCCGCGAUGCUGCAGCAGCUCGCCCAGCAGCUCAAGAACUCCCGGCCGCGCGAGAAGGCCGGCUUCGCCUUCAGGUUCGGGAAGAGGGAAUCGCGUAGCGUUUCGUGAGGUUGAAGAAAAAGCGACCACCGCCGCACGAAAUGGUAUCUUUGUAGUCCCUUAAAGCACUGUGCGUAAAGGUAUGACUGGUUUAUUGCACUUCCAAAAGGUACAGUAUCGCAGAAGCCCUUUACAGGGGGACUCACUGGAAUUGCACUGAUCUUUCACAAAAGUACAGCUACACAAACCACAUAGUCACUUAACACUUAAAAUACAACAUGUCAUGUUAGAUUACACGUUAGGUACACGUGGGCGAAGAAAUGGAGACUUUACGCAUGUUUUAAGCUGUGCUGAAAAAAUGGAUUUUGUGCAGUGGACUGUUCUUCUAUGAGUAUCAGAA